AUGCUACUGAAAUACGUCCUUUGCGUUCUAUGGACGCUGUUUAGAGCAGUUCAAUGUGCUGAAAAGAUAUAUGAGCCUAAUCCGCCUGUAACUCACAGGGUAUUGAUGACGGUUGAGUAUACAGACCAAAACACGCUUGAAGUAAAGGAACACGACAUUACGAUCGAAUUGUAUGGAACGGUGGUCGAAAAAACCGUUGAGAAUUUCCAAAAAAUUGCAGGUGGUAUCAGAGCCGUUCUUAAGGGUAAAAGUGAGAAAUUGGACUCGUUCACGCUGUCUUACAAAGACACGCUAUUUCACCGUAUCAUACCCGGGUUUAUGAUUCAAGGUGGGAAUGUUUUGCCCGAUGUUGGUCCGUUCUCGAUCUAUGGAACAUAUUUCGCGGAUGAGUCGUUUGAAUUGAAGCACGAUAGACCUGGAAGAGUCUCAAUGGCGAAUCUCGGCAAACCGGACUCUAACGCGUCGCAAUUUUUCAUCACCACGUCUACUGAGCCCAUCCCAGACCUUGACGGCAAGCACGUCGUUUUCGGACAAGUAGUCGCUGGUCUUGAAGGGCUCAUUGAACACGUUCAACACGUUCCUACCGAUAAAGACGACAAGCCUCUCAAAGACGUGAAAGUCAAAUAUAGUCUCGCAGACACUUUGCAACUUGCCAACAAAGAAGAGCUACAUGCCAAAUAUCAAGAGAAGCUCAAAAAGUUUAAAGAAGGAGACAGCUCCCAGGGUGUAACCAUGAAGGCUAUGAUGGCGAAAGGUAAAGAGGAAGAAGCCGAAAUGGUUGAAGAGUUGUAUGCUAAGCUCCAUCACCCACUCUUGAAAGUCCUUGGUGGAUUGAGCGUCGUGGGGUUGCUCUACCUUCUCGCCCGCAAUCGGAAGCGGAUUUUCAGCAAGACUAGCAACGUCGUGUCUAUGAGGCACGACUGA
Molecule: messenger RNA, 924 nt
Organism: Lachancea mirantina
Lineage: Eukaryota; Fungi; Ascomycota; Saccharomycetes; Saccharomycetales; Saccharomycetaceae
Source: the annotation of a GenBank genome assembly